AUGAGCAGCACACCCUACUCCCCCCUCGAUGGGAUCAGCCACCCUUACUACCCCCCCGACGCCACCGUCCCCUUUUACACAGCCAACACAACCCCCUUGCUCACAAUCCUCCUCUCCUUCGCGGGUCUCAUAUCCCUCUUCGUUUUGAUAUGUCUCACCCUCUCAAGAUAUGCCAACCCCAAGCUUCAGCAGUCCGAUCUAGCCGUGAUAGCCUGGUUCGCAGUUUGCGGCUUCCUCCACCUCUUUUUCGAAGGUUACUUCGUCCUCAACCACAAAACCAUACCCAGCUCCCAGUACCUCUUCGCGCAGCUCUGGAAAGAAUACGGCCUGAGCGACUCCCGGUAUCUAACCGCUGAUCCAUUCAUGGUUUGGAUCGAGACCCUCACCGUCUUAAUCUGGGGCCCCCUAUCCCUCCUCACAAUCUACCUCAUCACCACAAAUCAACAUGCCCUCCGCCACAUCACCCAGGUGGUGGUCUGCAUAGGCCAUUUGUACGGCGUUGCCCUCUACUAUGGGACGUGUCACUACAUCGAAAAGUACCGAGGCCUGCAGUACAGCAGGCCGGAGUGGGUUUACUACUGGGGGUACUAUGCCGGCAUGAACGCGCCUUGGGCGGUCGUGCCUGUUUUGUUGCUGUGGGGGAGCGUAAAGGAGAUCAAGCGGGCUUUCAGAGCUGUUCAGGAAGAUGAUAUUGCCAAGAAGGGCCUGUAAAACGUAUGGGAGCCAAUCGUGAUAUCUAUUUAAUCCAUCGCCUGGGCCAAAACUUGCAAAAUCAAACCCCAACAACAGUCCCGUCUAAUCAAUUGUGCUUGCCAACCUGA
Podospora bellae-mahoneyi is the source of this 821-nucleotide messenger RNA. RefSeq lists its product as uncharacterized. Gene Ontology annotation, cellular component: membrane; endoplasmic reticulum. The record is from RefSeq and is a predicted model, not a curated record. NCBI's taxonomy places the organism in Eukaryota, Fungi, Ascomycota, Sordariomycetes, Sordariales, Podosporaceae. The transcript has 3 exons. Bases 1 to 711 code for a protein of 236 amino acids. Gene Ontology annotation, biological process: sterol biosynthetic process. Gene Ontology annotation, molecular function: C-8 sterol isomerase activity; cholestenol delta-isomerase activity; steroid Delta-isomerase activity.